CUCCGGGGAAUGAUGACAUCUGGCGUCUGUGCAGCAGCGACCGCCUUAAUUGAUACCCAGGCCGUGUUUGGCCACAGUUUGAACAGAAAACACUUUGGGGAGGUGACAUUUUAAUUGGCCGGAUCCCCACAGGGCUGUUGACGUUCCUCGCGGCGAGCUUGACACGGUCGCACAACGCCGAAGUGAAAGCGCAUCGGCGCCGUCUGCUUUCCUUUCUUGGAACGGGAUCGUUUCUGUUUCGGAGAUGCAAAACCUCACGGUGAGUUGUCCCCGUUUUGGGUAAAGGACUUCCGCAAAGCACUUUUUUCCACGACUCCGUCUUCCAGAUUCCAGAAUCGUGCAGGUUAAUAUUGAGGACGGAAUUGUACUGUGUGUACGCGGGUCACGGUCCAAGUUCACUUUAUUGCUCCGAGAACCGUUUGUGCGGCAGCGACAAGUCGAAAAGCUUCACUGCUCGAUGGCUGGAAGGAGAGCUUUGUUUAUGGCGUCCUUCCUUUCAUGUGAGAAAAAGGCAUGCGCGAUGUGCCUGUGCUGUCUCUUCAGCCGGAUCAAUGGCGCGAGAUCAUGAACAAGAAAAUGCAGUUCCCUCCGGAGCUCAUCGGCGCCAUCCGGGAGGGGAAAGCGGAGGUGGUGCGCGGCCUGCUCCGGACCGGCGACGGCAUCGUCCGCCAGCUGGACGACUCUGAAGAUCGCCUGUGGAGGGAGGCCCUCAACCUGUCCAUCCGCCUGGGAAGCGAGGACAUCAUGGACGCCCUCCUGCGGGGGGUCAAGUUCGACUUCCGGCAGAUUCACGAGGCCCUGCUCGUCGCCGUGGACACCGACCAGGCGCGGGUGGUGGAGCUCCUGCUGCGCCGCCUGGAUCAGGAGAAAGGCAAGAAGAUGGACGUCCGCUCCUUCUCGCAAGCCAUCUUUGACCGCUCCGUCGACAACUCGCAGUUCGCCCCCGGCGUGACCCCGCUGACCCUGGCGUGCCAGAAAGAUCUCUACGACAUCGUCAGCGUGCUCACCCGAAAGGGUCACGUCAUCCCGUGGCCGCACAAGAUCUCCUGCGCCUGUCUGGAAUGCCGCAACGGGCGUCAGUACGACCUGCUCAAGUUCUCCCUGUCCCGCAUCAACACGUACCGCGGCAUCGCCAGCCGGGCCUACCUCUCCGUCACUUCCGACGACGCCGUGCUCAGCGCCUUCGGCCUCAGCAGGGAGCUCCGCAAGCUCUCUCGGAAGGAACCCGAGUUUAAGCCUCAGUACCUGAGCUUGGAGGAGCUCUGCCAGGAGUUCGCCGUGGAGUUGCUGGGCAUGUGUCGCAACCAGAGCGAGGUGAGCGCCAUCCUCAACAGCUGCGGAGACCAGAGCCGGGACGAGCAGGCCUUCGAGCAAGGCAUCCCCGACCUGUCGAGGCUGCGCCUGGCCGUCAACUACAACCAGAAGCAGUUCGUCGCCCACCCCAUCUGCCAGCAAGUGCUGUCUUCAAUCUGGUGCGGCAACCUGGCGGGCUGGAGAGGCAGCACCACAGCCUGGAAGCUUCUGGUCUCUGUCGGGAUCUUUUUCACCAUGCCCCUCCUUUGCCUCGCCUACUGGAUCGCACCAAAGUCCAAGCUGGGGAAGAUCCUGAGGACCCCCGUGAUCAAGUUCCUGCUCCACUCCGCCUCCUACCUUUGGUUCCUCAUCACGCUGCUCGGCGAAUCCAUCGCUAUGGAGCUACACCGGGACGAGUUUGCUUCCAGGCAGCAGAACAUCCUGCACAGCUCCUUCCACAUGGUGUGGGUGGUCGGGUUCUUCUGGUACGAGUGCAAGGAAGUGUGGAUCGAGGGGCUGAGGAGUUACUUCCUGGACUGGUGGAACUGCUUGGACAUGAUGGUGCUCAGCAUGUACUUGGCCUCCUUCGCCUUACGCGUGCUGAUCGUGCUCAAGGGUCAUUUCCUGUGUCUGGACACGAAUGGCACGGAGGAGUGCGCCUACUUCACGCAGGCUGGACGCCACGACUGGCAUCAGGAGGAUCCUCAGCUGAUUGCAGAGGUUCUGUUCGCAGUGACGAGCAUGAUGAGCUUCACAAGGCUGGCCUACAUCCUCCCCGCUCACGAGUCCCUGGGAACGCUCCAGAUCUCCAUCGGGAAGAUGAUCGACGACAUGAUGAGGUUCAUGUUCAUUCUGAUGAUCAUCGGAACGGCCUUCCUGUGCGGCAUCAACAACGUCUACGUCCCUUACGUCGUCUCGCCGCGUCUCGGCAGGUUCAAUGAAACCUUCCACUUCUUGUUCUGGACCAUGUUCGGCGUGGCCAACCAGGACUACGUGGACAUGCCGCAGUUCGUGUUGGCCGAAUUUGUCGGACGGAUUCUGUACGGCGUCUUCACGCUGGUCAUCGUCAUUGUUUUGCUCAACAUGCUCAUUGCUAUGAUUACCAACUCCUUUCAAAAAAUUGAGGACGACGCCGACGUGGAGUGGAAGUUCGCCAGGUCGAAGCUAUACCUCAGUUACUUCCGGGAAGGCCUGACCGUGCCCGUCCCCUUCAACAUCAUCCCGUCCCCUAAAGCUUUCUUCUACGUCUUAAGGGCCCUCUUUCGACGCCUCUGCUGUUGCGUCAAGUCUAAUUCUGCCGAGUACCCGCCAAUAGCUUCAUUGUCCACCAAAAGCUGCUCGGGGGACGGCCAGGUACCGUACCGGCGGGAGGUCAUAAGAGCUCUGGUGCGGCGAUACAUCGACUCUGCUCGCAGGGAGUUCGAAGAGAGCAAGAGAAAAGAUAUCGGGAAUCGCAUCACCGAGCUCAGCAAAGCCGUGGCCAGGAUGCACCACGACCUGACGGCGGUCCGUCAGCGUCCGGCCGACGAGGGGCACGCGGCGGGCGCCGCGCCCUCCGAGGACGGCUCGUCUCUCCUGGGCAAAUACAUCGUCGGCGCCAGAAACAAUUUCAGAGGCUUUCACGGCCGGCCGCAGGAGAACUUGACCUCGCGUGACGUUACGGUGCACGAAGAAGAAGAAGAAGAAGAUCAGACCGAAGGCCGUGCGGGCGUGCAGGACGGGGGGUCACGCGGCGAUGAGGUGAAGGUGGACGAGGGCGGAGUUCACUCGGGAGACUCCGGCAAUCGAUCCAAAGGAGGAGAAGAAAAAGUGGCCGACGGCACGCCUUGUGAAAAAGGAGUUCCAGGAGGAAGCGGCGAGGAGGCCGACGCGGAGGAGAUGCUGGCCGGUCUCGAGCUGCAGGAAGUAAAUGUGGCGGCCCGGCAGAAGCACGGGUCGCACUUCCCGGCCGACCUCCACGAGAGACGCGAGGGCGGUGAAGACCUGACACCGUCGCCGGCCGGCAGCAGCGGCUCCCGAGACACGGGCUUUGCUUCCCAAGAAGGGGAGCCAGCCGUUGACGAGUCCGCAACCGGAUAAUAGUGUGUGUGGGGGUGGGUCGAAAGACGGCUCCAUCUUGGCGCGUUGCCGUUCAUACGCGUCAAAAAGCCAGCCAACAUUUUGUGUUUUGUGCUCAGGCGAGGCGGCCUCGUCAUUAAGUUGUGCGGCGCUUUUGCAGCCAAACUCCUCCGCUGGUGUUUUUCCGUUCCUUUCCGCUUCUGCACUCUAUUAGCAUCAUGUUUUGUUUUAGUCUCCCCCCCCCCCCCCCCAACACACACACACACACAAAAUGUUCACCCCCACGCAGGCACAAAUGAUUCUUGGAUGUUAUUACAUAAAUUGACUGUGGAAUUCUUUCUUCCGACUGAUUUGAAUGUAGUAAUACGGAACAUAUGCCACGACUUUAUUUUGCGCCGUAUUACAGUUCAAGUACAAUAAAAACAAAUUUUACCUUU
This is a messenger RNA of Syngnathoides biaculeatus (alligator pipefish), 3788 nucleotides long. Its product is annotated as short transient receptor potential channel 2-like. Gene Ontology annotation, biological process: regulation of cytosolic calcium ion concentration; manganese ion transport; calcium ion transmembrane transport. Gene Ontology annotation, molecular function: inositol 1,4,5 trisphosphate binding; store-operated calcium channel activity. The transcript is spliced from 12 exons. NCBI's taxonomy places the organism in Eukaryota, Metazoa, Chordata, Actinopteri, Syngnathiformes, Syngnathidae. Bases 514 to 3372 code for a protein of 952 amino acids. The record is from RefSeq and is a predicted model, not a curated record. Gene Ontology annotation, cellular component: cation channel complex; membrane.